AUGGCUCCGUCGCCACCGCUGCCCGAUCCUGCACAGGAGCCGCCAUCACAGUCCAAGUAUUCCGCCGUCUCGCGAUCCGUCUCGCGCCUCGACGAAGAUGACCGUUCCUGGGAGCAUACCAUUCGUCUAGUGUCCCCCGAGCCUGUGCUGUCGCCGCCGACCGCCGCUCACUCGCGAGAGUCUUCUGCAGAAAAGAUCCCUCGCCUUCAGCCCUCUCUGACCUCGCCGCGAUCCGCCACCGGUACUGCCGCCCGACAAAACAUCGACGCCACGCGUGUUGCUGCCUACGGACACCACCGGCAGACUUCCAUCGUGCACGGCAUACAGCACUCGAGAAAUGGGAGCAUUGCCAGCUCCGCCUCGAGCCCCCUGAGCCCUCAGAUGAUAGCCGCCGCUGGCGCCGGACUCGACAUGGACUCGGUCACUGGCAGGAUGGAUACUGUCACAACAGCAAAUUCACCUGCACAGGCGGGUAGCAUAUCACCAGCUGCGAUGGAAAAGUCGGCUUCAGCGAAUGACGUGCCCGCUUUCGGCUUUACCCAGCGCAAGAUCGAGCAUAUACAUACUAAAUCGCGGCGCGAUCACCCGAACCACCACUCACACUCUUCUCGACACCGUGACGAUCAGAAGACCGUCGGGGAAUACGCCCUGCACGUUCUCUUCACCUCCUUCAUCGCACAAGCCGAAGAAAAAUUGAACGAAUGCAUCACUGUCCCCUUCGAUCCCGAACCAAGUGUCGACCAUAUAUGCGGCCCUGGCGUUGACACCGCUUUUGACCAGCUUAUUGUCGCUCUAGGUCAUAUUGCGAAACCCAAACCGAAAGCUUUGAUUGAUUCAAUGAUGCUCUGGCGUAAAAGCAAGAGCGACGCCGCCAACGACGCCCGCAGCCAGCUCCAGCAAUCGCGAAAUAAUGCGCCCAGUACACCAUUGAUGCGAAGAAACACAGAGCCUACUGGCGUAAGCCCCGCUGAAAAUGCGUUUCCGACAGGCGUGUCCCUCAGCGCAAAGCAAGAAUACGUUGCCCAGCAAGAACGCCGUUCUACAGUCUCAAUUUAUAUACUGUGUCGCGUGCUCGUUGAAGUCAUUAGCCAAAGCAGUCUUGCACAAAUCACGCCGGAAAUGGAGGAUAAGCUGGAGAGCAUCAUCUUUGGGCAGCUGAAAAUCGCUGAUCCUGAACAGUUGACCGUCUCGCCCCUGAAAAUGGCCAACUGGAACCUUUUUGCCCAGCUUCUUGGAUACAUGAGCGACAUCAACUUCAAAGGAAUCACUCGUCGUUUCAUUGAGGACCUGGGUGCUUGUCUCCAGGAACGUACUAUGAAGAGCCCAACUUCAGCCUCGGGUCGCGAAGUAGAGGGCAAAAUCGAACUAGUUUUGAAUGGAAUGAAACACCUGCGCGUCAAGGUGUCGCCUGAGGAGUCUUGGGAGCAGUCCUGCGAUUUUCUCAUCAAAUUGGGUCGACUAUUCAGCAAAUCCCAUGGCCAAAGAGUUAAGUCCGCCUUUUGCCAGGUGCUUGAUAUGCUGCUGCGGCCCAUCGCGGCCGUGGCUCUUGAUAGUCAUCUCAUGCAAGCUAAAUGGGCCGAUGUCCUUUCUGCCAUCGGGCCUCGCCUCGGACAAAUGUAUCUGAAACCGAGGCACUGGGCUGUCUCUUUUCCCCUCCAAGCUACCCUAGUUUGUGCUUCCUCACCGGAAAACUUCACAGCGCAGUGGUUACAGCUCAUUAUGCCACUGCAAACCAAGAUCAAGGAUAGAUUUACAAAGCCUCUUUGCCUGCAGGUUGUUUGUCGCCUGGUCUGGACCUAUUUAUACCGCACAAACGACAGUCCGUCGAGUGCCUUGAGGAAGCUUGAUGAUGUCAUUCGACUUGUCAUGCCUUCCUCCAAGCGCAGUCUAAUUGCUACUGAUGUUGCUGUCACCGAACCUCUAAUCCAGCUCAUUCGCAUCAUCGGCUUCAAAUACCCAGAAUUUUGCUUCAAAAACAUAAUAUUUCCUCUGAUCAACCCCGACUAUUUCAUGCAUAACAAGGAGCUCAAGGUGGAACAGCUUGACCCCGACAAGAUCGUGAUUGGCAUUCGCGCAUUCCUCAGCAUCAUGUCAGACCUCGAAAGAGGUGAACAAGGCCAGCCUCCCUUCCCGCAAACUUUUGAAGGCGCAUCAACUUUUGACAGAUUUCCCAUGUCUCCUGUAAUGCCCAUGAAGCCGAGAUCACCUUCAAGUCCGGCCCCUUCUCCGAAGAGAGAGACCGUCUCACGUCCGGUGCUCACCUCUGUCCUGACGGAUGGGGUGCGCGAAUACUACUUGAAGUUUUGUGAAGUUUUAGGCAAGAUUGCUAUCCUAUGCGACAAUACCUUCGGUGGGCAAGCUGCUCUGGAUGAAAAGUUUAAUAGCCCAGGACCUAAGACGCCAAUCUCCGAGUCCUUCACCUUUUCGCGCAAAGAUGAUGCUCAAACCGCCCAAGAUCAACGGCAAGCGUUCUAUGAACUUCUCCAUGUUGCUGUGCAGGCGCUACCCCGAUGUCUACCCACCGGCAUACAACUCAAUACCCUCAUCAACCUGCUCUGCACUGGUACUGCGCAUGUCCAAUUCCACAUUGCAGAUUCAUCCGCCGAUUCUCUCAAGGCCAUUGCCAGGCACGCUCAUGCUCAGCAAGUCACCAUGGGCUUCGCAAGAUUCAUAUUUAACUUUGAUGGACGCUAUUCGACAAUGUCCGACGGUGGAAUGCUUGGACCAGGACAUAUUGAGAAUACCUUGCGCCUCUAUGUUGAGCUGUUGCAAAUCUGGAUUGAAGAAAUCCGACAAAAGACCAGAGACGCAGCUUCGCCACAGGGCGAUUUGAAGGGAACUGGCCAAAGAGCGCUAAAGCUGGACUUGUCUCAGGUCUGGGCUGAAGUCGAUCAAGCUGAGGCUCAUGGCCUCUUUUUUCUCUGCUCUCAAUCUCGCCGCGUACGCCACUUUGCCAUUACCGUAUUGAGGCUGAUUACCGAAUUCGACAAGGCCCUCGGUAAGGACAACGCAGACGAGAAGGACACUUUGAGGCUCAUCGAUAUUCUCGAGAACGAUUCUAUCCAGGUGAUGAACUUUAACGAGGAAAGCCUUUCUGUGGCAGAGCGAAGCCGUCUACAACGCGGGCUACAAAAUUCGAAUAGCAAAGGAGCCGUUGUUGAACUUUGCACUAGCGACAUCUCAUACGAUGCAACGCUGUGGUUCAAAAUUGUACCAAACCUAAUACGCAUCUUCUUCGAGAGAUGUCCAUUCGCCGUCACAAUUUGCCGCGAUCUGAUCUGCAAUCGCAUUCUUCAAAUGUACAAGCCUAUUGUCUAUCUUUCAGAGCCCUCUCGCGGCCUGUAUGGUGGAGAGUCCGGAAAUCAGCGCAUCGGCAACAGAUCUGCGGCGGCACACCCCGAGGUCUUAAUUGAGCAGUGGAAAUUAUAUCUGAUAUUUGCUUGUACCACUAUGGCCGACCCGGGAGCGCUACCGGCGCCGGCUAACCCCCAAGACCAACAACAUUUACGAAAAGGCUCACGCGCUAUGUCAACCGAUAAGAUCGUGACGGCGAGGACCUUGUUCAAAUAUCUCAUUCCCCUCCUGUCGGUGUCCUCGGCAUCAGUACGCGACGCUGUUGUAGUGGCAAUGGGAUCAAUCAACAUCCAUAUUUACAGAUCUUUGUUGGAGGAACUGCAAGGCCAAGUCGCCCGAUGCAAUGACGAGGCUAGGGCCAGAAUUCACCAACGGACAAACAGCAGCCCUCGACGAAAUCGCAAAAUGGACUUGUUACGAACAGAAAUUACGCACGUCUUCAAGUUAACAUCCCACUUCUUACGAGAUGAACGUGUAUAUGGCAACGAAUUCUUCCUAACAACGCUGACGGCUUAUGCCAAAGAUUUGAAGCUAUUCCUCAUGGAUGGUGAAGUGCAGAUGGAUUGGGAGUUCCAGAAGCUGCGACAAUACUACUGCGGCUUAAUGGAAAGCUUAUUCGAGGGAAUUAACCGGUCCAAGGAUCCCUCACGGUGGAUGACUUUCGAGUCACGAAAGUCGGCCUUUUCCUUGAUGGAAGAUUGGUGUGGCUUUUCACCGAAUCAGAACCAAAUCCGCGUCCGAGAAGAUACAAUGAGGCAAUCCGUCAUUGACCAGCAGUCCUUGGGGGAGCGCGGAACUGUGACGGCGGCCAUGGAGAUUGAGAAACGAAACCUGCGCAACGCUGCGCUGAGUGCCAUGGCAGCACUUUGUGCAGGCACGGUUACUUUUACGACCGAGAGUGGCGUGACACUGCAGUUUGACGUGCGCCGGAUGCUGGCUUGGAUUGAAGCCAUCUUCAAUUCUGGCAGUGACCGUAUGAAUGUCACUGGCCGACUGGCGCUCAAGAACCUUGUCAUCCACAAUAGAGACUACCCAUAUCUAUUGGAUCGCUGCAUCACACGCUGCUAUCUUGCUGAGGCACCCAAAGUGCUCGAAAGCUACUUCAUGGUUACCAUGGAUGUGCUCCAAGAAUGCCCAGAGUAUCCUUGCCCAUUUUGGAAAAUGCUUGGUCUCUGCCUCUUCACUCUUGGAAAUGAGCAGAGCCAAAUUCGAUCAAAGUCUGCCGCUGCGCUCCGCUCACUCGAGAUCAGACAGCAGCGCAAUUCCAAGAUCCGCGAUUUUGACAUUAGCAUUGCGGACAAGACUCAGGUGGUAUAUAAGCUGGCACAGUUUGAGAUAUCAAAGCGACUCGCAAAUUCGUACACCGAGUUGGCCUUUCAUGUCAUUUCCGAGUUCACUCUCAACUUCAAGGAUCUCCAGCCGCAUGCACAGCGAAAUAUCGUUGCUGUUAUCCUGCCUUGGAUUCAGGCGAUUGAGUUGAAACUCGAUCCGAAUGGCGGACCCACGGCCCAAUCAUAUGUCCUGCUCGCCAACCUGCUUGAAAUUACGAUCAAGUCAAGCGGUGCCCUCCAUAAUGAAGUUCAAGCACUGUGGCAGGCCCUGGCAACAGGUCCGCAUCCGGGAAAUGUGCGGUUGGUCUUGGACUUUAUCAUGCAACUGUGUCUUGAGCGAAGAGAGCAGAACUUUGUUGAAUAUGCAAAGCAGAUUGUCGUCUUCUUGUCCACAACGAGUGGCACGCCAGGUAUCAAGGUCGUCGAAUUUCUGCUGCUACAAAUUACACCCAAGGCUAUGGUGCCCAACGAGAAGCGAGACUCGAUACCUCCUCCACCCGACGUGAGCGCCUUUCCUUACUGUGCCGAUCUUAACGAGGCUCUCCCAGUUGGAACCAAGCAAGCAGGAUUCUCACUCGGGCAGCUGUCUUUGAUCCUACUAGUUGAUCUGAUGGUCGCGCCAGUGAACCUGUCACCCGAAAAUAUUCCUUCCCUUCUGCACGUGGUGACGGUUUUGUGGGAUCAUUAUACGCCAUUGGUGCAGGAGCAGGCCCGUGAGAUGCUGGUACACCUGAUACAUGAGCUAGUACUCUCGCGGAUGGACGAGAAUCUUCACGACACAAGAAAGCAGGCCAUUGAGGAACUCAUUGACCUGGUACGCGGCCAUGACCGCGCUGUCGUGUGGAGCUACGAAGACAGCAAUGGCAAGGUGGAUGAGCAAGAUAACAAGGUCCCUCCAAGCAUGGAGUAUCUUACGGCCGAAGUGUUGCAAACCUUUGAGCCUGCGUAUCCCGGCAUCAAGGAGCAAUGGGGAAGGCUUUCGCUUACUUGGGCCACGUCAUGUCCCGUCAGGCACUUGGCCUGCCGCUCGUUCCAAAUUUUCCGCUGCGUUCUGACAUCCUUGGAUCAGUACAUGCUCGGCGACAUGCUGGCCCGACUUUCGAACACGAUUGCCGACGAAGACCCAGAGAUCCAGUCAUUUUCAAUGGAGAUUUUGACGACUCUCAAGACCCUGAUUGUCAAACUCGAGACUGAUAAGCUGCUCACAUUUCCUCAGCUCUUCUGGACUACAUGUGCUUGUCUCGAAUCGAUCAAUGAACGAGAAUUUCGAGAAGCCGUGGACAUGCUCAGCGAGUUUGUAGGCAAGAUUGACCUGCGAUCUGCUAACAUUCGACGCCUUAUUGCGGAUGGGCAGCCACCUCGUUGGGAAGGGGCAUUCGACGGUCUGCAGCCUUUGCUCCACAAAGGCCUACGCUCGGCCCUGUGCUGGCAGCCGACAUUGGAUAUCAUGGAGCAGCUUGUGAUGCUUCCAAACGAUCCCCUUAUUGGCGAUGACCAGCGUCUGUUUUUUACGCUACUGGCCAACUUUCCGCGAUUCCUCAAUGAUUUGGAACAACGGAGCCUGCCAGCAGAUGACAUUCUGCAGUCAGCACGCGUCUUACUUGCAGAGGCAGACCGGCAAGGCCUGGAAGGUCUGGCCGUAGUCUUGGAUGACUAUGUCAAUGGCGAAAUCCAAAGCGGCAGCGAUCUCCUGACAAUGUUAUUCGGAGCGCUGAAAGAGUACUACCUUCCCAAGCUCGAUUUCAAGAUGGUGACAUUUUUGCUUGGGUUGCUGACAAAUUCGAUCAACUGGGUUAAAGUCCAUACAAUGCGCGUUCUUUGCGUUGUGAUCCCGGAAGUGGACAUGCGCAAUCCGGAACUCGCUGGCCAUGGCUCUGAUCUUCUUUCGCCAUUGCUCCGUCUGCUCCAGACCGAUCUGUGCAUGAAUGCGCUUCAAGUACUUGACAAUAUCAUGACCGUCUCAGGUAGCCACAUGGACAAGCACCACUUACGGAUGAGUAUGACGCGCGCCACCUCCAAAGUCAUUCGCAAGGAGUAUGAACGCACGCAGAGCCUAUUUGGUAUCCCAGAAGCAUCAGGUUGGGCGAUUCCGGUGCCAGCAAAGAAGACAGAAGCCACUCGCGCUAAUAUCCAUGCUGCAUUCUACAUGUGCCAAAGCGCAGAGGGAUCUUCCACUGAAGCCACACCAACGGCCGAAGUUGAAUUUCACAACGACGACUUUGCGUACGGAUACUUUGACGCAGACGAGCGCACUGGAACUAUGUUUUCCGACGAUGGUCGGGCGGAUACCCUGGUUGGAGAUCUCGUCACCAAGCUGGACAGUCUGGACGACUUUUUCGACGAGCCGUCAAGCCCUCAUACGGAUGACGACGGCCGGUCAUCGAGAACGGUGACCGAGUAUGAGCCGGAUGCGUUUGAUUCGGAGACGCAGUUGUAUGACGAGCAGAUUCUGCCGAUCCUUCACCAAGCAUCAAGCAACACGUCGUUCCAGAAUGGCUUUGCUGACAGACCACCUGCGAUGUCCCGGGAAGCAAGCGCCAACGCCAUGAGCCCUGGCGCCUUCAAUAUCGUGACUUCGCCCCGGCCCGGCCUGCAUUCGCGCUCCAUCACUUCCCCGUCAGCGCCAGCGUCAUACUACCCACAUAUGGCGGGCGACAUGACGUCUGAUGAGGAAUACCUUUCGGGCGGCUUCUCAGACGCUGACGACGAGCGACCCAGUGCGGCCGCCAAUAUUGGCAGCGUGUUCUUCCUCGAGAACAUGGUGAACCGGCCGUCAUCCAAACCCGAGGUCAUCACCACCGCAGCGACACCGUUUGCGGCUGCGACUUCCUCAAACUUGAGGAGGCUGACGAGCCGGUCCCGGGAGGAGCACCGAGCGCGCGAAAAGACGCCGCCGCAGCCGGCGCCCAAAAUGCCAGGAACAAACCCGAACGUGUUUGGGGGCGGGCAACACGAUCUGCUGAUCUGGGCUGAGAUGUUGGAUACAGAGCAUUCGAAUGCUUAA
This is a messenger RNA of Beauveria bassiana ARSEF 2860, 7689 nucleotides long. Its product is annotated as cell morphogenesis protein PAG1. The transcript is spliced from 3 exons. Gene Ontology annotation, biological process: cell morphogenesis. The coding region runs from base 1 to 7689 and encodes 2562 amino acids. Gene Ontology annotation, cellular component: cell cortex; site of polarized growth. The record is from RefSeq and is a predicted model, not a curated record. NCBI's taxonomy places the organism in Eukaryota, Fungi, Ascomycota, Sordariomycetes, Hypocreales, Cordycipitaceae.